AUGGAGGGCGGCGGGCGGCCCUCGGCGGCGCAGGCCGCGCUGCUGGCCGCCGGCGCCGCCAUCACGGCGCUGCUCUACUCCGCCUACCGGCACAAGGCCCGCGCCGCCCGCCGCCUCCAGGGCGCGCGGAAGCUGCGGCUGGACGCGGAGCUGCGCGAGGCGCUGCGGGAGGCGCCGGGCCGCUGCCUGCCCUACGCUGUCAUACAAGGCACCGUGCGCUCGGCCAAGGAGACGCUGAGCAGCCAGUUCGUGGAGGGCUGCCACGGAGUCGUGCAGCGGCUCACGCUGCAGGAGCACAAGAUGGUCUGGAACCGCACCACGCACCUCUGGAAUGACUGCGAGAAGAUCAUUCACCAGAGGACCAACACGGCCCCCUUUGACCUGGUGCCGCCCGAGGAYGGUGCAGAUGUCAGUGUGAGGGUGAUGAAGCCCCUGGAGGCAGCAGAGCUGAGCCUGGAGACGGUCUACGAGAAGUUCCACCCCUCCAUCCAGUCCUUCACCGACGUCAUCGGCCACUACAUCAGUGGGGAACGCCCCAAGGGCAUCCAGGAGACGGAGCAGAUGCUGAAGGUGGGGACCACACUGACUGGUGUGGGGGAGCUGAUCCUGGACAACAACACCAUCAAGCUGCAGCCCCCCAAGCAAGGCAUGCAGUACUACCUCAGCAGCCUGGAUUUCGACGAGUUGCUGCAGAAGCAGGAGUCCAGCGUGCGGCUCUGGAAAAUCCUCACCGUCGUUUUCGGCCUCGCCACUUGCGCUGUUCUCUUCUUCAUCCUGAGAAAGCAGUACCGGCACCGGCAGGAGAAGCGGCGCCUCAAGCAGAUGCAGGAUGAAUUCCGGCAGGCCCAGGAGCGGCUGGCGCGUGAGGGCAGUGCGGAGGGUGGCGAGACGCUCAAAAACGCUUGCGCUGUCUGCUUGAGCAACACCAAGGCUUGCGUCUUCCUGGAGUGUGGCCACGUUUGCUCGUGUAACGAGUGCUACCAAGCUCUGCCAGAGCCCAAGAAGUGCCCCAUUUGCAGACAGAGCAUCUCGAGGGUGGUGCCCUUGUACAACAGUUAAUUUGGGGGGACUUUGUGGGGGGCUUUUUGCAUUGCCGUUCUCUGUCUGCAGGGGGGUUUCUUCAGCUCCUGCUUUGGGCAGCCUUCCUGUUUGCAUGAUUUCUUUUGCUGGGAUUGAUGCUGGGGAAGGAGAGGGGAGCCAAGCGGCUAUGGGUGCCUUAAUAAGAAUGCAGAGCGCAGUCACAAAAGGAUUAGAUGAGCACUUAGGGCUUGCAUUAUGCUCCAGAAGUUUUUAAGGCAGAUCUGAGCAAGCAGGUCUCAAAAAGAACGCCCUGGUUAAGUAAGUAAAUGAAUUUUCUUAUUUUUCCUUUGGGUUUCAAGCUACUGCAUUUGUCCUGGUUGGGCUCCCCACAUCUGUUCAUGUUUUGGCAAAAUAACCUGGGCUAGAAAGAAGUAGGGUGAAAAGCCCAUGUGGCUGCUUAGAGGCUGCAGGAUUUGGGCAACACUGCCCUCUAGCUCCCAGGACUUCCCUCUAGCAGGGUGGUCAUUAAAGGAAUUUAUAGCAAUUUGUAUAAACAUAAGUGCUUUUUUGUGUGAAAAAACAUGGUUGAUUCAAACAGAGUGGAAUCUCUGUAGCCUCCUCCUCCUCCUCCUCAGUCUCUUACUGUUCUCACAAGAAAAGCUUUUCUUCACUUCCUUCUGCGGCAUUCAAAUAAAUAAAAAACAAUCCGAUUUUGAUGCACAAGGAGAAAUGGGAAGAGAAAAUGCUACGGUUGGUUUCAGCAUCCAGGCUUGAGACAGGAUAUAAAACACACCUACGUUAAGAAAAAUGCGYUGGUCUUGGGUUAUUAAAUCUAGGUAGCCCCUAAGGUGGCAAUAGGAGYAGAACAAGUUUUUUCCCCACAUUCUGUCUUACUUACUCCGUAAGGUUUGGCAGCAUUCCUUGUUUUGGGAAAGGAGCCUCACUGUCAUUGGAAGCAGCUCCUGUCCCUGCUGCGCUGGACUGGGCGCCUUUCCCUACUUUUCUUUGCUCCCAAGAAGAGAGCAGAUUAGCCAGGCAGGAUCAGGAUACUUCCAAA
This is a messenger RNA of Nothoprocta perdicaria, 2077 nucleotides long. RefSeq names its product mitochondrial E3 ubiquitin protein ligase 1 (gene MUL1). Gene Ontology annotation, biological process: organelle organization; protein ubiquitination. Gene Ontology annotation, molecular function: ubiquitin-protein transferase activity. The record is from RefSeq and is a predicted model, not a curated record. Gene Ontology annotation, cellular component: mitochondrion. Bases 1 to 1059 code for a protein of 352 amino acids. The transcript is spliced from 4 exons. NCBI's taxonomy places the organism in Eukaryota, Metazoa, Chordata, Aves, Tinamiformes, Tinamidae.